This is a messenger RNA of Dunckerocampus dactyliophorus (ringed pipefish), 2877 nucleotides long. RefSeq names its product 3-monooxygenase/tryptophan 5-monooxygenase activation protein, gamma polypeptide 2 (gene ywhag2). Lineage: Eukaryota; Metazoa; Chordata; Actinopteri; Syngnathiformes; Syngnathidae. Gene Ontology annotation, molecular function: protein kinase C binding. Gene Ontology annotation, cellular component: cytoplasm. Gene Ontology annotation, biological process: signal transduction. The coding region runs from base 187 to 930 and encodes 247 amino acids. The record is from RefSeq and is a predicted model, not a curated record. The transcript is spliced from 2 exons.
GGAGAGAGAGGGUGUCCCGUCUGCAGACAAGCAAAGAGCAGCUGCAGCCUUCACUUGGCGUAGGAUUUUCACCGCAUUGCGAAUUGAAAGGAGAGGGAAACAAACACAAAUAUUUUUCCCCCUUAAGGCGAGUCUCGACUCACCUCUAAGACCAAGAAAAAAAAAAAACAUUUAUACUGUCCAAAGAUGGUCGACCGUGAGCAGCUGGUGCAGAAAGCCAGGCUGGCCGAGCAGGCUGAGAGAUAUGACGACAUGGCAGCCGCUAUGAAAUCGGUAACGGAGCUGAACGAGGCCCUGUCCAACGAGGAAAGGAACCUCCUGUCGGUGGCCUACAAGAACGUGGUGGGCGCCCGCCGCUCCUCCUGGCGCGUCAUCUCCAGCAUCGAGCAGAAGACGUCGGCCGACGGCAACGAGAAGAAGAUCGAGAUGGUGCGCGCCUACCGAGAGAAGAUCGAGAAGGAGCUGGAGGCGGUGUGCCAGGACGUGCUCAACCUGCUGGACAACUUCCUGAUCAAAAACUGCAGCGAGACGCAGCACGAGAGCAAAGUCUUCUACCUGAAGAUGAAGGGCGACUACUACCGCUACCUGGCCGAGGUGGCCACGGGCGAGAAGCGUGCCACGGUGGUGGAAUCGUCAGAGAAGGCCUACAAUGAGGCGCACGAGAUCAGCAAGGAGCACAUGCAGCCCACCCACCCCAUCCGCCUGGGGCUGGCGCUCAACUACUCCGUCUUUUACUACGAGAUCCAGAACGCGCCCGAGCAGGCCUGCCACCUGGCCAAGACCGCCUUCGAUGACGCUAUCGCCGAGCUGGACACCCUCAACGAAGACUCCUACAAAGACUCCACGCUCAUCAUGCAGCUGCUGCGAGACAACUUGACACUGUGGACAAGUGACCAGCAGGACGACGAGGGCGGGGAGGGCAACAACUAAACAGGGAAAAAAAGAAAAAGGAAAAAGGGGGCCUCUCCCGAGUAGAGAAAAUGAAAAAAAGAGUACCGUAAUUGCGAAAAAGGCCGGUGGACUUUGGCAGCCGCUUUUGCCGACGACACUCGCGCGGCAGCAGUUCUUUAUUUUUCCAUGUGUUUGAAGAAACGAAUGAAAAGGAGAGGUUAGGUUAGAGAUGUAGAAAUAUACAGUACAGUACACACACGUGCGGUUGGAAGGGUCUCCGUCCUGGUCUUCUUCAUUUUCUCUUUGACAUUUGCUCCACUGAUACGUUGUCGGCCAAUCGGGCUGGAGCGGUCGUCGAUGUUGUUGGGCUGAGACGGCCGCCUCGCGCCGGCACCGGAACUGGUCUGUCGAGACGAGCUGCUUACUUUCGAUUCAUCCUAUUUCUUUUUUGCGUGAUAGCGCGGCAUCCUCCAGGGAGAACGUGCGUCACCGCUUGGCUCCAGGAAGUAGUCCGAACCCAGGAAGUCCUGACUAAUUUCUAAUGAAUUGGCCGUCGUUUGGAACGAUGCAUUGUAUUGUUGAAAAAGAAUAUGCUAAAAAAAAAUAUAUAUAUAUAUAUAGCACACACUUUUGGCGGCGAAGCAACAAAAAAGAGAGAAAAAAAACAAAGGAAUGAGCAACUUCAGAGUUUGUAGUUUAUUCCUGUAUUUGUUUUCAUUGAAUGCACUUGCCUACUCUGCUGUUUAUUCAGUGUACCAUGACGACAAACCAUCAUAAUAUUCAGUAUUGUGCAUGCUGGUGAUGUAUUUAUAUACGGUAGCUUGACUUUAUCGACUUAUACUGUGGGUGUUGAGUAUUCUUAUGACCGAGAAAAAUGACGCAAGCCUUCUAAUUUAUUUGUGUUUUUCUUUUUUAAAGAAUGAUUUGCUCUACCGAAACGGUGAUCGUAAAAAAAAAAUAAAAAAUAUAUAUAUAUAUAUAUAUAUUACAAAAAACGGAGCUGUGCUGAGCGUUGCUUUAGUGACAUGCAGUAUGUGUAUUUAAUUUCUUAACGACACAACAAAAUCAUUGAAAAAGAAAAAAAGGACGCUAGAACCUCACCGGCGCUCACGGUUAUCUUGCCGGCUGGUGUUUGUCGCAUUCAACUAUAAAUGAUGAUGCAUCGCUAUUAUUUCUCUCUGACAUGCUACCUGCUUUGAGUAAUGGUGACCCCCCCCCCCCACCCCGGCUUGUGUUUCUGUUCACGACAUGGACCAUGAUUGUUUGUUUUGAUACCUUCUCGCUGUUCCUGAGUGACAAAAAUAUAUUGAAUGUGAGUCAUUAUGUAGCAGUUGCACAAGAAACUCAAGUAAUAGCUAUGAUCAAUAAUAAAACAACAAGUUGAUGAUUGAAUGAUCAAUGCGCUGUUUUGGUGGUCUAGUGUAUUGUUGUGUUAUGAAGCCAUUUGAUUUCUUUGGUGCCAUCAUUAUUAUUAUUAUUAUUAUUAUGACAGGAUUGAUUCAAGCAUGUGUGCAAUACUUUUUAAGUCACUUUUGCAUGUGUGGUGAAUAUUCCUGUGCACCUUGAAGACAUCAUCUUGUGUUCUGACACGUCUCCAGAUGAGGAGCUUCAGCGUAAUCAAUGCAUCAUUAUGGUUCAGAACAGCAAAGGGGGCCUUAAAGGUCAUCCACUAAUGAUGUCACCGCCUUGACUCAGCCUCUGUGAGCGUACAGUUACGUUAUUUCACCGGCUGCUUUGCGUUUAUUUUUAGUAGGAAAAAGUCGACGGGGGCUGCCUCAAGUUGCAUGGAACCCCCCUUUAAAGCAGCCAAAAAUAGCCUCAACUGCUUUUUAUUUAUCACUGAUGAUUGAUUUGUCCUUUUUUCUUCUUUCUGUGUCACAAGAAGCAGGAAUUGGUUUGAAGCUGACCUACGAGGCUGUGAGCUAUUUUUAUUUUUAUUUUUUGAUGGCCAUCUGCUGCUCAUUAAAGUUAUUUUGGUUAUCUGCA